Cadophora gregata is the source of this 3220-nucleotide messenger RNA. RefSeq names its product Cell wall assembly regulator (gene SMI1). Gene Ontology annotation, biological process: cell wall biogenesis; regulation of fungal-type cell wall biogenesis. Bases 1179 to 2516 code for a protein of 445 amino acids. The record is from RefSeq and is a predicted model, not a curated record. The transcript has a single exon. Lineage: Eukaryota; Fungi; Ascomycota; Leotiomycetes; Helotiales; Ploettnerulaceae. Gene Ontology annotation, cellular component: mating projection tip.
CACCUCACCUCACCUCACCUCACCUCACCUCAGAUCGAGCCUUGGCACCACACCCGCCCUUCCCCUAUCUGCUAUCGCAGAGCCGUACCUUACCCGCUGGCUAGGAAGAGUCCGCGUUCAGGAACACCCUCACCAAGUCGAGACAAGACAAGUUAUAAUAAGAAAAACUAAGAGCCAUCGUGGGCAAACCAGCAAUUGAUUCGGCAUCGUUCCAGGCCAGAAGUCGAAAAGUCAACGAUCUUGGAUCGACCUCCAUUUCCAUUUCCAUUUCCAGGUCGCAGGCAGGCGGAGCCAAUCACGGCCCCGCUCUUAAUCACUUCCACCUGCGCCUGCACUGCACUGCAUUGCACUGCACUACUGGCACUGGCACUUGCACUUCGCUGCACCACUACUGGACUCCGCUCCAGCUUGCAAAACACAGACAGGCCAGGGCAGGAGGACCCCCGGCCGAACAGUACCAGUACCAGUACCACCGUACCUUGCCGUGCCAGGACUCCAUACCUCCCCUACCCUACCAUAACCUGCUACGAAACCUCCAACAACGCGAAUUCUAAACCACCACCCACCGUCGUUUCCAGUUCUUCACGGCUUCACCAUCACCAUUGACAUCGCUCGCUCGUCCACUUGACCUCGCAGUAUCAUCAGAGCCAACACGGCAGGCCGAUAAACACAACAACUUCAAGCUGUCUGCAACUACGGCACCAUCGCCAGAUAUGGCGUCGUGAGUGUUCCCCUUUUUGAUUUGCGCUCCCCUCAACCACCGACAAUCACCCCCUCUCCGCCCGCACGCUCUUCGAGAAGUAUAUGCAAUCAUGCUAACAGCAGGUGUGUCACCAGGUUCGGCUCAGCCUUUCGAUCGUUCUGGCAUACGAUGACCAGCUAUGACCGACGUACGUUGGUUUGUUAGCUCCCUAGAGACAGCCGUCCUAACAAUGUGAACAGACUCUUCUUACGACUCUCCUUACCGCACAGGACAACACGUCCCUCUCGCACAAAGCAGACAUGCCCCUCUAACCUCCGUCGCUACCACUGCAUCAGAAUCUCGCGCCGAUGUCAGUUCUCCAUACUUUGAAGAUGCAGGAAGACAUUCGACAUCCGCGUUGAACGGUGGCGCUUAUCCUGGCUCUCCUCUCCCACAUAGCCCUUCACCACUAUCACCAUCCCUUUACUCACCUGGCAUGAGAUCGAGCGCUGCUCUACACAGAACAAACACAAAUGAGAAUUUCGAGAAUGCUACACCUGGAGAAAUCCAAUUACAACCUUUCAAUGAGGGUCUUCCUCCACCUCCUCCCCCUGGACACUCUUGGAAGCGAAUUGACCGAUGGGCAGAAGAGAACUAUCCAGAAUUGUAUGACCAGCUGUGCGAGGGAUGCACGUCGAAUGAUUUGAAUGAGCUGGAACACCAAUUGGACUGCUCGCUGCCAAUGGAGGUCCGUGAAUCAUUGCAGGUACACGACGGCCAAGAGAGAGGCGGCAACCCAACCGGAAUCAUCUUCAGUUCUAUGCUGCUAGAUUGCGAGGAGAUUGUACAGGAGUGGGAGAACUGGAAGAAAGUCAAUGCGGAGUAUCUGCAAGAGCCAAUUAAUUUUAAGCCCGCUGCUCCGGUAAAGGCAUUUGGUGGCAGCUCUGCCGCCUCUUCCUCGAAGGAUGCACCAAGAUCAUCACAAAACCCUCACUGGAGACAAGAGCUACUUUCUCGCCAGGACUCCCAACCCGCCGGUGCCAUUCAAAAAGUCUACGCUCAUCCUUCAUGGAUUCCUCUAGUUAGAGAUUGGGGUGGAAACAAUUUGGCAGUCGAUCUGGCUCCAGGACCUUCUGGAAAAUGGGGACAAGUGAUUCUGUUUGGCCGCGAUUAUGACUGCAAAUACGUGGUAGCUCGAUCCUGGUCUGCUUUCCUGGCCACAUUCGCAGAUGACCUGAACAGCGGCAAAUGGUUCGUUGAUGAAGACACCCAGGAAUUGAAGUUGAGGGAAUUCAAGUCAAGAAACGUCGAACCCGGAUACCUGGAUAUCUUGAGGUGGAGAAUGGAUCAAAAGUAUGGCAGAAAGAAUGUUCGACGCAGAUCAGCAGCUCCCAUGAAUGGCCAGCCUAGCGGUUCUCCAACCGGUUCGCCAUAUGCCAGUCCAACUGCAGAAGUCAGUGGUGAGCCUCGAGGACGGUCAAUGCAACGGUUUAGUGGAGCUUCCCCUGUGGCCAGUCCCAACCGACCAAAUUAUGGCAAAUCCAGUCCGCUUGCCCGAGUUACUGAAGAACGUGCUGCCCCAAUCCGAUUAAAUACAAACGGUAUCAAGCCCGAGAAGCUUGUGGAGGUAGAGACACCAAGACCAAGCGACGAUAUUAGGGAACCUCAGAAGCAGAAGACCCUGGAAUCCCUACUGGAGCCUGUAUCAUUAGAUGACGACAAAGAGAACAAGAAGGUGGAUGUGACCGUCAAGACCAGCGGAUUGACAAACGGCACUCCCAAGAAGGCUACGGUUGAGGAUGAUGAUUCUACGAUGAAGACGAUUGAGAUCUAAGGUCUCCCUUCCCCACCCACUUUGUUUAUUACCGCGAGCAGAGAGAUACGAAAAUGAAAGGAAGGCGUUACGAGGCGCAGCGUUUGAUAUGGGGGAGUUUUCUUUCUACCACCAAAGAAAGGAGACCUGUCAUAAUGGAAAAGGAAAUUUCGACUGAUUGACUGAUUGACUGAUUGAUUGACGGCAUGCAUGCAUUGGGAGGUUUUGUUGCUUUUCUUCUGCGGUACUUGUGGCCGGGCUUUACUACUUUUCUCUCUCACACCAUACGAAUGAGAGAGUGUAUUUUGGACGAACAAAGUGAGAAGGACUUGAACCAGUGAGAGAGGGGAAGGGCGAGACAUGUAUAACUGUGUAUUGUGUGUCUAAGGAGUGCAGAGCAGUGGAGUGGAGUGGAGUGUAACGGAGUCACAGACGGAGGGGCGUAUUCGAGAAUAUGAGAAUUGAGCGAAAUUCAAAUAGCAUAUACGAAACUUGGACUGCGUUACUCUUUGAGCUGACCAGUUGACUAAAUACUUGUACCCUCAUCACUUCUUGUCUGAGACUACCUGGCUUUUGGCGGAGCGAGCUUUCUUUUCCUUGUGUGUCUCUGGCUGCUGAGUUUCUGGAUGAACUUUGGUAGGCUUUGGCAACGAGAAGGAAGCAGACGUACAAGUGGAGGCAAGGCUUUGUUGUACUAUACAGUUGUGACAAAUUUCUGUUUACUA